AUGACCUUCUUUUUUCAUUGCAUUUGCUCUUAUUUCUUUUCUUUUUUUUGUUUCCCUUCUCUCUGUUUUGUCUCUUUGGUUCACCCUUUUCAUUCCUUCAUCUCUUUUUUAGUCUCUCUCUUUAUCUUCACUUGUUCUUUUCUUUUUCAUUCAUCAUCAUUGUGUGUUUUUUUUUAUCCCUCUUGUUACUUCUUUUCUUUCCCUCUCCCACCUUUCUAUCUUACCUUCUUUUUUCUCCUCUCUUUUUUUCGUCUCUAUCUUCUUCUUAGCAAUCUUAUUCAUAUUUUCUUUUUUAUUUUCUUUCCCCGACUCUCAUUUCUUUCUAGCCAUUCUUUUCUCCUCUCUUUAGGCGUCGUUAACCUCUUUUUUAUCACUUUUAUACUUAUGUCCUUCUUUAAUACUUCUUGCUUACGGGAACUCCCACAAUUAAGUAUCUAUAGUAUUCCUUCAGAUCUAUCUAUCUAUCUAUCUAUCUAUCUAUCUAUCUAUCUAUCUAUCUAUCUAUCUAUCAUCUAUCUAUCUAUCUAUCUAUCUAUCAGUCUGUUUAGUAUUCAUCUAUCUAUCUAUCUAUCUAUCUAUCUAUCUAUCUAUCUAUCUAUCUAUCUAUCUAUCUAUCUCAGUCUGUUUAGUAUCUAUCUAUCUAUCUAUCUAUCUAUCUAUCUAUCUAUCUCAGUCUGUUUUAGUAUCUAUUUAGUCUGUUUAGUAUCUAUCUAUCUAUCAUCUAUCUAUCUAUCCAUAUCAUCUCAGUCUGUUUAUAUCUAUCUAUCUAUCUAUCUAUCCAUCUAUCUCAUAUCUAUCUAUCUAUCUAUCUAUCUAUCUAUCUAUCUAUCUAUCUCAGUCUGUUUAGUAUCUAUCUAUCUAUCUAUCUAUCUAUCUAUCUAUCUAUCUAUCUAUCUCAGUCUGUUUAGUAUCUAUCUAUCUAUCUAUCUAUCUAUCUAUCUAUCUAUCUAUCUAUCUUAUCUAUCUAUCUAUCUAUCUAUCUAUCCAUAUCUAUCUAUCUAUCUAUCUAUCUCAGUCUGUUUUGUAUCUAUUUAUCUAUCUAUCUAUCUAUCUAUCUAUCUAUCUCAUUCAUCUAUCUAUCUAUCUAUCUAUCUAUCUAUCUAUGCUGUGACGAGUCCUGAACAUGAACUUAUUCUUCAUUUUGGUCUUUCUCUCUGUACUUUCCGAACGUUUGCGUAUGAGCUGAUGUUUCUGGAUCAAUGA
Acanthosepion pharaonis is the source of this 1203-nucleotide messenger RNA. The record is from the annotation of a GenBank genome assembly. NCBI's taxonomy places the organism in Eukaryota, Metazoa, Mollusca, Cephalopoda, Sepiida, Sepiidae.